Molecule: messenger RNA, 642 nt
Organism: Mucor velutinosus
Lineage: Eukaryota; Fungi; Mucoromycota; Mucoromycetes; Mucorales; Mucoraceae
Exons: 2
Coding region: 1-642 (213 amino acids)
Biological process (GO): post-translational protein targeting to membrane, translocation
Cellular component (GO): Sec62/Sec63 complex
Source: RefSeq, a predicted model, not a curated record
AUGAGUUCAUUGUUACUACCAACCGUCUAUCUUGGAGGAUGCAUUGCUGCCAUGAGCGCAUUCUCAUACGUGUACCGCAGAGCUACCAUGCUUCAAUCCAUGGAAGCUUGGUUUCCCAUCAACACUCAAAAAGAAGAAUACAUUGCUCUUUUGAACUGCGAGCCCUCUGUUCCUGAGCAUCAUUUGCGUGCUGCGCUUUUACGCCGUGCCAUGGAAGCUGUGCGUCGCCUAGUUCAAGUGCAACAGGAAAAGCCUGCUUUGCAGCAAUUGAUGAAGACAGGUAGUAUAGGUGAUGACCUCUGGCGCGAGUUCACUGCUGCCGAACAAGAGAUUACAGCUGAAUUACAAGAAAUCGCAAUGGAAGCCAACACAUUCAAAGAAGGAUGGGGACAAACCGUCUUUAGCACAGCAGCACAAAUGUUGGAACACGAGAAACAAAAGCAAAUGCAAUUAGACAUGAAGGUCAUGCUGGAACAAGAAACUCUACGCAAAAAGAAGCAAGACGAAGCAGAUGCAAAGGAGGCCAAGGAGAACGAACAAAAGUUAAAGGAAAAGCGUGAAAGGGAAGCCAAGAAGGCUGAAGAGGAUUUACUAAAGAUGGAAGAGAUGGAGAAGAAAUCAGCAGCAGCAAAGAGAAAGUAA